Puma concolor (puma) is the source of this 1383-nucleotide messenger RNA. NCBI's taxonomy places the organism in Eukaryota, Metazoa, Chordata, Mammalia, Carnivora, Felidae. The record is from RefSeq and is a predicted model, not a curated record.
AUGCCCCGGGAGAUCAUCACCCUGCAGCUGGGCCAGUGCGGCAACCAGAUUGGGUUCGAGUUCUGGAAACAACUGUGCGCUGAGCAUGGUAUCAGCCCCGAGGGCAUCGUGGAGGAGUUCGCCACCGAGGGCACUGACCGCAAGGACGUCUUUUUCUACCAGGCAGACGAUGAGCACUACAUCCCCAGGGCCGUGCUGCUGGACCUGGAGCCCCGGGUGAUCCACUCCAUCCUCAACUCCCCCUAUGCCAAGCUCUACAACCCAGAGAACAUCUACCUGUCAGAGCAUGGAGGAGGGGCUGGCAACAACUGGGCCAGUGGAUUCUCGCAGGGUGAGAAAAUCCAUGAGGACAUUUUUGAUAUCAUAGACCGAGAAGCAGAUGGAAGUGACAGCUUAGAGGUGAGGUUCAAUAUUAAGGUAAAUAAGGGCUUUGUGCUGUGUCAUUCCAUUGCUGGGGGGACCGGUUCUGGCCUGGGUUCCUACCUUCUGGAACGACUGAAUGACAGGUAUCCCAAGAAGCUGGUGCAGACAUACUCAGUGUUUCCCAACCAGGACGAGAUGAGCGAUGUGGUGGUCCAGCCCUACAACUCCCUGCUCACGCUCAAGAGGCUCACCCAGAACGCAGACUGUGUGGUGGUACUGGACAACACAGCCCUGAACCGGAUCGCCACAGACCGCCUGCACAUCCAGAACCCAUCCUUCUCCCAGAUCAACCAGCUGGUGUCCACCAUCAUGUCAGCCAGCACCACCACCCUGCGCUACCCUGGCUACAUGAACAACGACCUCAUCGGCCUCAUCGCCUCGCUCAUCCCCACUCCUCGACUCCACUUCCUCAUGACCGGCUACACCCCGCUCACCACGGACCAGUCGGUGGCCAGCGUGAGGAAGACCACGGUCCUGGAUGUCAUGAGGCGGCUGCUGCAGCCCAAGAACGUGAUGGUGUCCACGGGCCGGGAUCGCCAGACCAACCAUUGCUACAUCGCCAUCCUCAACAUCAUCCAGGGGGAGGUGGACCCCACCCAGGUCCACAAGAGUCUGCAGAGGAUCCGGGAGCGGAAGUUGGCCAACUUCAUCCCCUGGGGCCCUGCCAGCAUCCAGGUGGCCCUAUCAAGGAAGUCUCCCUACCUGCCUUCGGCCCACCGGGUCAGUGGGCUCAUGAUGGCCAACCACACCAGCAUCUCCUCGCUCUUUGAAAGUUCCUGCCAGCAGUAUGACAAGCUGCGGAAGCGGGAGGCCUUCCUGGAGCAGUUCCGCAAGGAGGACAUCUUCAAGGAGAACUUUGAUGAGCUGGACACGUCCAGGGAGGUUGUGCAGGAACUCAUCGAUGAGUACCAUGCAGCCACACGGCCAGACUACAUCUCCUGGGGCGCCCAGGAGCAGUGA